Messenger RNA from Peromyscus eremicus (cactus mouse), 1604 nucleotides. RefSeq names its product iroquois homeobox 1 (gene Irx1). Gene Ontology annotation, biological process: cell development; neuron differentiation; regulation of transcription by RNA polymerase II. Gene Ontology annotation, molecular function: DNA-binding transcription factor activity, RNA polymerase II-specific; RNA polymerase II cis-regulatory region sequence-specific DNA binding. NCBI's taxonomy places the organism in Eukaryota, Metazoa, Chordata, Mammalia, Rodentia, Cricetidae. The record is from RefSeq and is a predicted model, not a curated record. The transcript is spliced from 4 exons. The coding region runs from base 132 to 1574 and encodes 480 amino acids. Gene Ontology annotation, cellular component: nucleus.
CCCCCCGGGCCCGCCCGAGCGCGCCCGGCCCUCAGCCCGCAUCCCCUCCGCGCGGCAUCCCUUCAGGUCCCGUCCCGGUCUCGCUGUCCGGGCUGUUAGUGUUGCCCUCCGUCACCGCCGAUCCCGCGGACAUGUCCUUCCCGCAGCUGGGCUACCCGCAGUACCUAAGCGCCACGGGCCCAGGCGCCUACGGCGGAGAGCGCCCCGGGGUGCUGGCUGCGGCCGCGGCUGCUGCGGCCGCCGCCUCGUCGGGCCGGCCGGGGACUGCGGAGCUGGGAGCAGGCGCGGGAGCGGCCGCAGUUACCUCGGUGCUGGGCAUGUACGCCGCGGCGGGACCGUACGCGGGCGCACCCAACUACAGCGCCUUCCUGCCCUAUGCCGCCGACCUCAGCCUCUUCUCGCAGAUGGGCUCUCAGUAUGAACUCAAGGACAACCCAGGGGUGCACCCAGCCACCUUCGCAGCCCACACGACGCCUGCUUAUUAUCCCUAUGGCCAGUUCCAAUACGGAGAUCCUGGGCGGCCCAAGAACGCCACGCGCGAGAGCACCAGCACGCUGAAAGCCUGGCUCAACGAGCACCGCAAGAACCCGUACCCCACCAAGGGCGAGAAGAUCAUGCUGGCCAUCAUCACCAAGAUGACCCUCACGCAGGUCUCCACCUGGUUCGCCAACGCGCGACGCCGCCUCAAGAAGGAGAACAAGGUGACAUGGGGGGCGCGCAGCAAGGACCAGGAAGACGGCGCCCUCUUUGGCAGCGACACGGAGGGCGACCCGGAGAAGGCCGAGGACGACGAGGAGAUCGACCUGGAGAGCAUUGACAUCGACCAGAUCGACGAGCGUGAUGGUGACCAGAGCAACGAAGACGAGGAGGACAAGGCUGAAGUUCCUAGGGCGCGCGCAGCCCCUCCCGCCCUAGCUCGGGACCAGGGCUCGCCGCUGUCGGCCGCCGAGGCACUCAAGUCCCAGGAUUCGCCCUUGGGCCUGGCUAAGGAGGUUUCAGAGCCCGGCAGCACGCGCCUGCUGAGUCCUGGCGCCACGGCGGUCGGCCUGCAGGGCGCGCCGAACAGCAAGCCCAAGAUCUGGUCGCUGGCUGAGACAGCCACUAGCCCCGACGGCGUGCCUAAGGCGUCUCCACCGCCACCCUCCAGCCACCCCAGCGCGCACGGGCCUCCCAGCGGCGCGCCCCUGCAACACCCGGCUUUUCUGCCCAGCCACGGACUGUACACCUGCCACAUAGGCAAGUUUUCCAACUGGACCAACGGCGCGUUCCUCGCACAGGGCUCGCUGCUGAACAUGCGCUCUUUCCUGGGCGUUGGCGCGCCCCAUGCCGCACCCCACGGCCCACACCUGCCUGCACCACCACCUCCACAGCCGCCUGUCCAGGUUGCCUCCGGGGUGCUCCACGGUGACAAGGCCUCCGCGCGAAGCAGUCCUGCACUUCCAGAGAGAGACCUAGUCCCCAGGUCGGAUUCGCCCCCACAGCAGUUAAAGUCGUCCUUCCAGCCCGUACGCGACAACUCGCUGGCACCGCAGGAGGGAACGCCUCGGAUCCUCGCAGCCCUCCCGUCUGCCUGAUUAAGGGUCGUCUUUUACUUUUGCGGGGGA